GGGCCGUGCGGGGCCAUGGACUCGCGGCUGCUGCGCGCGCCCGUCACGGCCCUGCGGUUCGUGGGAGCCCGGCUGGUGGCAGGUGAAGGACCCAACGUGGUUGUGUACAGCCUGGAUGCUGACGGCAGAGAGGCGGGGAGCCAUUGGCAGAGUGUGCUUCAGAACCAUCGCAUCCACGGGAUCAAGGAGCGGAGGAGUCCCUCCCCAGAAGCCGAGCAGAGGACUCUGGCUGUCUUUGGGGGCAAAGGUCUCAUUGUCCUGGAGCUGUGUGUGCGAGGGGAGGAAGUGAGUCUGAUUGAACUCUGCCAGCUCUGUGAGCUGCAUGACUGGAUAUGGGAUCUGCAGUGGCUGGCAGGCAGCAAAGGGACCCUCACUUAUGUUGGGUUGGCCCUUGGCCAUAACUCUGUGGCACUCUAUGACUAUGCCAGUCACAGGACCCUGCGGGAGUUGCACUGCGAGGAGAAGUGCAUCCUCUACUCUGCUUAUCUGGUUGGAGACAGCUGGGAUGAGCUGGUGGUAGUGGCUGGUACAGUCUUUAACCAGCUUGUGGUCUGGCGCGUGGCUGACGGGAGCGAUGAAGAAGCGAGGAUAAAACCCCAGAGGAGGGUCAGUGGACACGAUGGAGUCAUCUUUAGCAUCUGCUAUUUGAAGAGCAAAGGCAUAUUGGCCUCAGCCUCGGAUGACCGGAGCAUUAGGGUGUGGGAUGUUGGGGACCUGCAAGCGCCUCGUGAUCCGGUGCGCUGCCUCCUGGUGUGUUAUGGUCACCAGUCGAGGGUGUGGUCUGUCAGACUGCUGAGUGACUAUCUCAUCAGCAUCGGGGAGGACUCUGCCUGCAUUGUGUGGAACUACAACGGAGAGGUUGUUCAGAGCUUUAGAGGGCACAAAGGGUGCAGUGUCAGGGCAGUGGCUGUCCACGAGGCACGGGGCUGGGUGGCCACAGGUGGGGCUGACACUGGAGUUAGACUCUGGCACAUUAGAGGACCUGAACCCAAUGGGAAUGGCCUUGUGCAGUUAAACUUCAGCCCGCCCCAUAGGAAUGGAUCCCCCAAAGCCGUAAAGCUGGUGGACGCAAGCCAGCUCCUAGUGAUGACUGAUGCGGGGGCCAUCUACAGCUACAACUUGGCCUCUAAAUGCUGGGCUUUAGUCAUGGAGGAUGCAAACUAUCAUUCCUACAGUCUCCUGGAAGUUGUGCAGCUAGCCAGUGGCAUCGUGCUGUGUGCCGUGGGCAAUCUGACAGGGCAUGUCAAAGUCUUCCCCCUCUGCUGCCCCACGGAAAGUGAGGAGAAGAGGCUGUAUGGGGGGAAGGUCCACAGCCUGAGCUGGGCCGUGUGCCCAGGUGGGGAUCCUAGCAGGCGUGUGCUCUUUGCCUCUGGCCCAGGGGGUGUUCUGCUCUGGCUGGAGGUCUCCUGCUGCUCCUCCGGACGAGUGGCUUCAAUGGUGGAGAAAUGUUGCUAUCUUUUGCCAGUCUGCAGGCACAGGUGGCAUACAAGCAUUGCCUUCUUGCCCCAGGAGGGGCUUCUGGUCUGUGGUGACCGCAGGGGCUCCCUGCUGCUGUUUCCCUGCAGCACAGCUCUGGGAUCUGGCACAGAACAGAUGCUAAAGGCAGGACAAGGGGAUGUUGCUGAUGACCCUGUGGGUCAUGGUUUGGUCUGUAAAGACUCAGGUGACAAGCCAGGUUUGAUUUCUUCCCAGGGGGAAGGAAACCGCCCCAUGCAAGGUCCCAUUUCCCUGCUGUUUGGGCUUCAUGGGAAGCUGGGUGUGACCUCAGUGACCUGCCAUGAUGGCUUUAUUUAUAGCACGGGCAGGGACGGCUGCUACCGCCAGCUGCAAGUGCAGGACCAGCAGCUGCAGGUGCUCAGGAAGCAGAAGCCAUGCAAAGGGCUGGAGUGGAUCGAACAGCUGCACUUCACCCCUGAUGGGAACCUGCUGGUGCUGGGCUUCCAAGCCAGCCACUUUGUGCUGUGGAGUACCCGGACCAGCGAGAAGCUGCACUGUGUGCCAUGUGGCGGGGGUCACCGCUCAUGGAGUUAUGGCCGUGGGCUUGCUUCUGAGGUCUUUGCUUACAUCAAGUCUGGGGACGUCUUGGUCUAUCAGAGCAGGUGCGGGCCCAGCAGGCAGCAUGUGCUGAGGGAGCCUCUGCAUGGGCGGGAGUUGACAUGCGUGCGGCACGUGGGCACAAUAAGGACCCGCGGGUGCUGGCUGGUGGAUAUCCUUGUGACCAGCAGUGAGGACAUGACUUCCAAUGUGAUUGCCGUCAGUGAGUCGUCCCAUUCAUUGGCUCCACUUGCAGCCAUCGGCGACCACAUCUCAAGCGUGAGAGCUCUGGCCGUGGCCAGUGGCAGUUGGCAGGAGGAGACAUCUGACUGGUCUGCUGUUCUGUUCUCUGCCGGGGGCAGGGCUCAGAUAGAGUGCUACAGGCUCCUGCUCAGCUGUGACCAUGAUGCCAGGAGUGGCAUGACCUGCCAAGUCAUCCACGUGGCCUCCCACCAGCUGGACGAGCACUGGGAUCGUAUGAGGAACAAGCACAGAGUCAUCAAGAUGGACCCGGAAACCAGGUACAUGUCCAUUGCAGUUGUGGCUGGUACCGAUGCUCCCUGCCUAUUCCUGGCUGCCGCUUGCAGUGAUGGAUCUGUCCGGAUCUUCCUGAUGCUAGAGUCUGCCCAGAAGCUGCUGCUUGUGGCCGAUUCCUUUCACCACCAGCGCUGCGUCCUGAAAGUGGAGACAUUUACGCAGAGGGUAGCGGGAGACAGGAGGAGACACUUCCUGUGCAGCGGGGCCACUGAUGGGAGUAUUGCAUUCUGGGAUAUAACUGCCACCAUUGAGCAUGCUGCAGCUGCCCGGGAGCUGGCGAGUGGAGAGCUGCAGCCCCUCGCUCUGGGGGCCCCGGCCCUGACUGUCCAGGCUCACAGCUGUGGCGUGAAUAGCCUCCACGUUCGGCAGACAGCGGCAGGACGGUACCUGGUGGCCAGUGGCAGUGAUGACGGCUCCAUCCACAUCUGUCUCGUUGCUGUGGAUACAGCCCUGAGUGAGCCACCCCCCUCCCUUCCUUGGGACGUAGUGCCCCCUGGAGCCAGUGCCGGGGCUCGCAUUCUCCUGCUGGAGGCGUUCUCAAGGCCAUGUGCCCACGCGGCCCAUGUGACAGGACUCAGGGUCUUGCGGCCGGACCUGCUGGUCUCUGCCUCUGUGGACCAGCGCUUGACGCUUUGGCGUCGGGGCAAGGACAGCCUCGUCUUCCUGGGCAGCAGGUUCUGCCACGUGGCGGAUGUGGCUGAGCUGGAUUGCUGGGGAAGCGAGGAGCGGGGCUAUGGCUGUGUGCUCUGCGGGCAGGGCCUGGAGAUUGUCUGGUGCAUGGCCAGGGCAGAUCCCCAGCAGCUCCCUUCCUGCGGGGCUUUGGAAUAAAGGGGAGCACAUGGGAAGGCCUGAGCUGCCUUAUUUGGGGGUGGGGGGGAAGGCUGCCUGCCUGUUGCCAUGGGAACCGCAGAGCCUCCAUACCCUCUGCUUCCAUUGUCACCAGCUAGGAGAGAGGGACCAGGCCUCUAAACCCUCUCUCCAGCUGGCACCCCAUCCUGCCGCUUCACCCUGGUCCUAGUCCCCGGGAAGCUGGCACGUCAGCCGAGGAUGCAUCUCAAACGCUGGCAGUUCCCUCUGGGCAGAGCAGCCUGGGAACCCAGUGGGGCUUUGCCCAGGCCCCCCAGUGACCCUAAUAACACUUGGCUGUUCCGGAGCCCCGUACCCCAGGGGUCUGCAAGCCCUUGACAUGCUGAUGAAGCCUCAUAUCUCUUGGGAGCUGGUGCAAGGCAGCUUGAUCCCUGUCUGCCACAUGGCAAAACUGAGUCAUGGUGUGGGAGUGACGAGCAGGGUCCCAUGGAGCAGAGAACAGAACCCAGGCGUUCUGACACCCACCCCUGCACUCUUCCCCUGCUGCGUACACACUCGGCAUGCUGUGUGCUGGCUGCUCAGCUCCAGGGUGGACGUUGGGGGGCUGUGCCCGACAGCAUGUCCUGACUGCAGAGUCCUUGGAGGGGUCCCACCGCUGUGGGUCAGGGUCUGACAGCGCCACCUGGACGAAGGAGAUGUCCUAGCCCCAAGCUGAGAUGGCAGCUGCUGGGGAACACGCUAACGGGGCACAGGGCCCAGCAGAUCCCGAGUGCCACUGCCAUGAGCAGUUUUGUUGCCCAUCCUCAGGCUCCUCCAGUGGGUGAGGCCUGCACUUUGCCAUGUGCCCUGGGGGCUUGGGGCCAGGGUGUGAUGCGCUAAGAGAUGCUUUGUGCUGCUGGCUCUCUGGCUCGGGCUCAGUAAUUCAGUGCCCUGCAGCCUGGGCUGGCUGGGGUUACGUGCUCUCCAAGCGCCACAUGCAUAUUUCAUAGCUGUGGCUUGCAGUUUGCAGAGGCUGUGCCAGGCCCCUUUGUGCAGCCCAGCUGUUGUGCACUGACAGCUCCGUAGCCCUUGGGCCAGUUGCUCAGGGGAGCUGCUGCUCUGGCUGUCAAGUAGGGUGAGUUGCAGGAGAAGUGAGGAGCACAGAACGAGGGACACUGCACCUCAGGGGAGGUGGCGCGUGCACUGCUCUGCGCCCUCGCAGCACACCAGCCUGACAUGGACCAUCCAGGGAGACAGGGCAGAGCCCGAGUGACCUUCCAGAGGUGGCUCUUCAGGACAGCAAAGCAAAGGGCAGCCCCUGGAGGAGCCUAGGCAGGCAUGGGGGCUGCAGGCAACAGGCACGCCGUUUUCCGUGACCAGUGCAGUUGGCUGAGGGUCAGCACUGCCCACAGCAGGAGUCACCAGCUGGCCAGGCUGCACCACGAAGAUGGAAGUGACCCCAUCCUUCGGGAGGAGCCAGGUGCCUGGGAGAAACGGGGAAGAUGGUGCUGGGGACCAGCUGGCCAGGACAGGUACGGUGCUGACUCGGUGCAAGGGCGCCGCCCUGGGGGCUGCAGGGGCUAGUGUUUGACUGGGAGAGUCUCGUGGUCCUUGGGGCAGGAAAGCUUCAGGCUCUGCUUCUCUUCGGCUGGUACUGUCGGGGCUUGGUAGCAGCGGCGCAGCCAGUGCCACGCUGCCGCGUAGAGCACAGGGUCACCGCUCCUGCCAGCUCACUUGCGGGGCCUUACUUCACUGCUGAGCCCGCCAGGCUGUGUUGGCUGACGGGUCUGGACAGAGCAGUGGGGGACGGGCCU
Molecule: messenger RNA, 5171 nt
Organism: Mauremys reevesii (Reeves's turtle)
Lineage: Eukaryota; Metazoa; Chordata; Testudines; Geoemydidae
Gene: WDR6
Product: WD repeat domain 6
Biological process (GO): tRNA methylation
Cellular component (GO): cytoplasm
Molecular function (GO): protein binding
Source: RefSeq, a predicted model, not a curated record